UAUAGCCACCCACAGCACACAACUCCACCGGUAGUAACAAAGCCAGUACGUAGCGCAAGCAGAGAGUUUAGGUCGCUCCCAGCCCGGCCGCUCACCAUGUGGACCAAGAAGGUGGCGACGCAGGUGGCUUUGGUCCUGCUUCUCCUCCUCAUCGCACAGGAGGCGGCGGUGCCGGGGGCGGAGGCGAAGGUCUGCCGGCAGCGCAGCGCGGGGUUCAAAGGGCCGUGCGUGUCCGAUAAGAACUGCGCGCAGGUCUGCCUGCAGGAAGGCUGGGGCGGCGGCAACUGCGACGGACCCUUCCGCCGGUGCAAGUGCAUCAGGCAGUGCUGAUCAUAAUAUGUGCUACGGCUAGCUGGCCCUCGCCGUACGUCAGCUAGCUAGCCCAUGGAAUCAUACGUCUGUGUACCUACUUGAAUGUGUGUGUGUGUGCCGCCUUCUACGUACGUAUGUCGUAUGUAUAUCCGUAUCACCACUAGCCAGCUGCUGCAUCUCGAUCGAUGCAUGCGAGAGAAUAAUAAUAAGAAUAAAAACGUACGGUUCAUGUUC
Molecule: messenger RNA, 546 nt
Organism: Triticum urartu
Lineage: Eukaryota; Viridiplantae; Streptophyta; Magnoliopsida; Poales; Poaceae
Product: defensin-like protein 2
Biological process (GO): defense response
Source: RefSeq, a predicted model, not a curated record